Molecule: messenger RNA, 2161 nt
Organism: Panicum virgatum (switchgrass)
Lineage: Eukaryota; Viridiplantae; Streptophyta; Magnoliopsida; Poales; Poaceae
Product: exocyst complex component EXO70A1-like
Exons: 2
Coding region: 217-1986 (589 amino acids)
Biological process (GO): exocytosis
Cellular component (GO): exocyst
Molecular function (GO): phosphatidylinositol-4,5-bisphosphate binding
Source: RefSeq, a predicted model, not a curated record
AGGUAGACGGAGCUAAAGAACUCUCCUCCGCCGCGUGCCGUCGACCUCAAACCCACAGCGAUGCGCGUGAAGCUCCCCCCCAAGAUUCUCCGACCAGCAAUCCCGCCCGUCUCAUGACCUCGGGACGUGCAGGUCUUGGUCCAGAUCUUCUGUUCGGAUAGUAUAUCGCGCCCUCGCUUGAGCCACUAGAGCCCCUCGCCCCGCGCCCGACUCGGCAUGGGCGCCGCCGUUGGGAAGCCCGCGUUCGGCCUCGCCGUCGCGCCGAGGACGCAGACGCACGCGGAGGAACGGCUCGCCGUCGUGGAGCACGCCCUGCUCCAGUGGACCCGCUCCCCCGGCGCCGACUCCGGCGUCUGGGACGCGGACGCCAGCUACACCAACAGGGGCCUCCUCGCCGCGGUAGACGACGUGCUGCUCCUGGCGGAGGAGGACCCCUUCCCGCUCCCCGGGGCCUCGUCCGCGCGCCGCCGCCUGGACAGCGCCGUCGGCGCCGCCGCGUCGCGCAUGGUGGAGGAGUUCCUGCGCGUCAGGGUCUGGGACGCCUCCCCACUGCGCGUCGCCGUCGACGGGCUCGCGCUGGCGUCUAGCGGCGCGUCGCUGCUGGUCUUCCCCAGCGCCGGCGACAGGACCAGCGACGCGAGCUCCGGCGGGGAGGUCGACGCGUCCGACGGGACCCGGUCGAGGGCCAGCUCCGGCGUGCCUGACGAGGUCGCGGCCCUGUUGGAAGGCGAGGUCUGGGAUGAGCUCGACCUCGUCCGCCCCGCGGGCGUGUCCGUCCUCCACGAGAUCGCCCUUCGGAUGGUCCGCGCCGGCUGCACCAAGGAGCUCUUCCGGGCGUUCCCGAACGCUCCCUGCGAUGUGCUUGACAGGUUCCUGUCAAUUCUUCGUGUUGAAUGCUCGCAGCGGACGACGGAGGCCGUGAUCAAGCGGUGGACGACGGUGGCGAAGAUCAUCGGGAAGGCCAUAGUCGCCAUGCGGAGGCAGCUGUACGCGCAGAGUCCAGGCGCCUUCGACAGUUUCAGGGACGAAUACUUGCUGGCCAUCGCGGAGAACCGCAUCCUGAUCCUGCUCGAGUUCGCCAACGGCUUCACCUCCAUCACAUCGCACGAGAAGCUCGUAUACAUGCUCGGCAUGUACGAGGCUCUCAGCGACGCCGCGCCCAGCCUCCUGCACUUGUUCAGCGGGGCGCGCAAGGAGCUCGUCGCUGAGCGGACACAGGACAUCCUCACCAAAUUGGCCGACGCGAUGAGGAUUAUGGUCAGCGGUGUCGUGGCCAAGGUCCGAGGCGACUGUCCGCGCACGCCGAGCGCGGCGGGCGGGGUCCACCCGCUGGCACGCGACGCCAUGACCUGCGCCGAGCUGCUGGCGAGGCACCGCACCACGCUGGACUUGAUCCUCGCGGGCGGCGGCGAAGGCGAAGGAGACGCCCCCGCGGGCUCCCUCGCCGCCGCCCUCGUCGCGGAGCUGAUCGCGUGCCUGGAACGCAACCUCCAGGGGAAACUCGCCCUCGCCUGCGCCGACGCGGGAGGCUCGCGGCACCUCUUCCUGGCCAACAACAUGAGCUUCAUACUGAACCGCGCCGCGGACGCCGGCGACGUGGCGUCCCUGCUCGGGGGCGCGUGGGCCGCGCGGCGCCGGGGCCGGCUCGCGCAGCACGUAGCGAGCUACGCCGAGUCGUCCUGGGGCCCGGCCGUCGCUCUCCUGGAGACGCCCGCGUGUGGCAGGGGCAAGCCGGCGAAAAUUCUGGCGGAGUUCGACGCCGCGUUUACCAGAGCGCGCGACAGCGAGGUGUGCCGCCAGGUCCCGGAUCCCGAGCUCCGAGCGGCCCUGCGGAACGCCGUGUCGGAGAUGGUGGUUCCUGCAUAUUGCGCGUUUCUGCAGAGGCACCCCAAGCUUGGAUCAUCCGUCAGGUACACGGCUGAUGAUGUGGCCGAAUGCUUGUCGGAAUUGUUCGAAGGAGAAGCCGUGGAUGCCACGAAAUCCUAGAGAUCUUCAGAUUGUACUAAACUGUCAAUAAGCCCUACCUUCUAUACCGUUUUUGCCAGUUUAUAUCAUUCAGUUGUGGCACUGCUGGUCCCUCGUCAUGUAACAAUAAUAUAUCUGAAAUUCUGAACAUGGAAAAUAUGAACUAGAAAGCAGCAGCAUUUUCAUGUUGACAGAA